GGCUGUUGCGUCGGUUUGUUUUCGCAGCCAUUUUGUGUGGCAUUACUGGGAAAAAAAAAAAAAAAAAAAGAAGAGGAGAAGGAGAAGAAGAAGAAGGCGGCUCGGGCUCCAGUGGCGGAGAGCGCGGCGGCGGAGGCGGCCAGCUGUCACAGCCUCUCCCUUCCCCCCUCCUCCUCCUCCUCUCACCCUCCCCACCUUCCAUCCCCGAGCCCGGCCUCCUCCGCCAGGAUGAUGAAGAUGAUGAAGAGGGGGACGUGCCGCCGAGUCCAGCCGGGGAGAAUCAGCCGCUGCGCCUGAGGCUCCUCUGUGCUGCUAGACUGGUCCCCUGCUGCCAGACUGGUCCCCUGCUGCCUCUUCUCCCCUGCGCUCCAUUGGUCUAAGGAUCCUCUGGCAUCAUCAAGACCGAUGCAGGGACCACAGCCCUGCGUUGGAUGUGAAGAUGCUGAAGAACAGUGCAACGCUGGAGCAUGGGGGAUCAGGUGGCAGCAGCACAGGAUGCAAGUCCUCCUCCUCUGUGUGUCUGGCUGCCCCUUUUGCCUUUGUCCCCACUGAGGCAAGCAUGUCGAGCCAGCACAGCCACGCUCCUUUCUCCGGCCUCCAAUCAUCAAUGGCUGAUCAUCAGCAGGUCCUGCCAGACAUGACAAUUUUACAACGGCGGAUUCCAUUAACCUUCCGAGAUUCAGCAGCUGCACCUCUACGGAAGCUUUCAGUGGACUUGAUAAAGACUUACAAGCACAUUAAUGAGGUUUAUUAUGCUAAGAAGAAGCGCCGUGCCCAACAAGUGCCACCUGAAGACUCUAGCACGAAGAAAGAAAGGAAAGUGUUCAACGAUGGAUUUGAUGACGAUAAUUACGAUUACAUAGUGAAAAAUGGGGAAAAGUGGAUGGACAGAUAUGAAAUAGAUUCACUGAUUGGGAAGGGAUCGUUUGGACAGGUGGUGAAGGCGUAUGAUCACCAUGAUCAAGAAUGGGUAGCCAUUAAAAUCAUCAAAAACAAGAAAGCAUUUUUGAACCAGGCCCAAAUAGAGCUGAGACUUCUUGAGCUUAUGAACAAGCAUGACACAGAAAUGAAGUAUUAUAUUGUGCAUUUAAAGCGGCACUUUAUGUUUCGGAACCAUCUCUGUCUGGUGUUUGAACUGCUGUCCUACAAUUUGUACGACCUUUUAAGAAACACAAACUUCCGCGGCGUUUCCCUGAACCUGACCCGCAAGUUUGCUCAGCAGCUGUGCACGGCUCUCUUGUUCUUGGCCACUCCCGAGCUCAGUAUAAUUCAUUGUGACCUAAAACCAGAAAACAUUCUCCUGUGUAACCCAAAGCGCAGUGCCAUCAAGAUUGUGGACUUUGGCAGCUCCUGUCAACUUGGGCAAAGGAUCUACCAGUAUAUUCAGAGUCGUUUUUACCGAUCGCCUGAGGUGCUGCUGGGAAUGCCGUACGACUUGGCGAUAGACAUGUGGUCAUUAGGGUGUAUAUUGGUGGAAAUGCACACUGGAGAGCCUUUAUUCAGUGGAUCUAAUGAGGUGGACCAGAUGAACAAGAUAGUGGAGGUCCUCGGAACUCCCCCAACCCACAUGUUGGAUCAGGCCCCAAAAGCAAGAAAAUACUUUGACAAACUUCCUGAAGGUUCAUGGACUGUAAAGAAAAAUAAAGAUAUCAAAAAGGACUACAAAGUACCGGGGACUCGGAGACUUCAUGAAGUUCUGGGCGUGGAGACUGGUGGCCCUGGAGGGCGCCGGGCCGGUGAACAGGGACAUUCUCCAUCCGACUAUCUCAAAUUUAAAGAUUUAAUUCUGCGGAUGUUGGAUUAUGACCCCAAAACUAGAAUUACCCCUUUCUAUGCUCUCCAGCACAAUUUCUUCAAGAAAACGACGGAUGAAGGGACAAACACAAGUAACAGUAACUCUACAAGCCCUGCAAUGGACCAUAGUCACUCAACCAGUACAACCAGUUCCGUGUCCAGCUCAGGAGGAUCCAGUGGCUCUUCUAAUGAUAAUCGCAAUUACCGGUACAGCAACAGAUACUAUAAUAGUGCAGUUGCCCACACAGAUUAUGAAAUGCAGAGUCCACAGACUCACGCGCAGCAGCAGCAGAUAAGACUGUGGGCAGGCGGAGAUGUCCCCAUCACCAACAGCGACUCGUACCCUCAGAUCUUACCUCACAAGCCCACUCCCAGUCAGCCGCAGCAUUUUCAUGGAAGCGAACCGCAUCACCCUCACCCGCUGUACCAUCACGUCAACCGGCCUCACUACCACCGGCAGCUCAUCACCUCCUCCUCUCCGCAAAUCCCCGAAUCCAUGGAGCUCAGCUUGGGACACAGACACCCCCAGUCUUCCUCUUCAUUGCACCCACACCACCCUAGCUUAGACUGCAGUCCUUUUGGCUCCUCAAACUUACACUUAGGGGUUUCUGCUUUUCGGACUAGAACAGUCAGCGGGCAUAACGACUCCAGCGUGCCUCUGAAUUAUCCCUACUCUAGCAACACAUCCAGCAUGGUCGGACCACCUCAUAUCCGAAACAGGACGGAAAGUGAAGAAAGUGCGAUGUUAGGCGUUUGUGUCCCUCAGAGUACAGCAGCAAGCUCUUGAUGUUUCUUUCAUGUAAAAUUAAAGCCAUACCAAUAAUAGAAAAAACAAAAACAAACGAAAAACAACAAAAAAACAAAAACGAAAUACUGAAUUCGGAGGAGGGCUUGACAGGCUGCAGGGUGGGGUUGUGGAAAAAAAAAAAAGGGUGAGCUGGCUUUUAUCACAACCAUCAAAAAAAAAAAAAAAGUUGUCAAGGUGUAGCUGUUAAUGUGAAUUGUUUAUUUAUUAAAAAAUAAAAAUCACUACGAGGGGAGUGUGAAGUGUGUGUUGACCCAUGAGAAGCAGUUUUAACAGACUUCAAAUUGGACUGCUCUGUUUUUUAUUUUAUUUUUUAUUUUUUUGUUUUAUUUUUGUGUUUUUUUGUUUUUUUUGUUUAUUUUUUUUUUGUUUUGGUUUUAUUUUAUUUUUUAUUGCUUUUUUGACACACUGGUAGAAGUUUAACCUGUGCAAAGACUUCAAGACAUUUCCAAUGCUUCCAUUUCUAUCACCAACUUUUUCCUUCUUCAGAAAGAAGCAGGAUGAAUCCAGACUUUCUUUGCACGUCAGUGAACUCGUUUACAGGCCAAAACAUCAUUCUGCAAAACACUGUCUGUGCCACUUGCCCUACGCUGCCAUCUUUAACCAUUCAUCCAGAUCUCCUGUGUUCGCCCCCCCGUCCCCCCGUCCCCUCCAGGCCCCUUUCCCCGAUUUAUACCAACUUUUGCUAGGGUGCAAUUAUCGCACUUCACUGGAAUUAUCUUGGCUGCUAACUCCACUCUCUCAACUGGAAUUGCUGCUAAAACUCUUUUAACAGUUUGCUUUCUAAAAAAGAAAAAAAAAAAAACUAAAGGUUCCCAUGUCUUUUAUUUAUAACUUCGUACUCGGUCGGUUUUAGCUGUAUCAGGAAGGAAUUUUAGGAGCAUUUUUUUUUAUUUUAACUGAUUCAUAUUGCAGAAGUUCUUUUCUUGCCCUUCCCACUUUUCUUUUUUUUUUUGGUCAUCUUUUCAGUUCAGUCCAAUCUUUUAUUUUUUUUUUUUUUUUAUACUUUUUUUUUUAUUUUGUUUACACUACAAAUUUGAUUCCCCUCCGUCUUUAUCUUGCCGCUUCUUUUGUUUGGUGCGACCAGCACACUUUUCAUGGGUUGUAAAAUUUCUAAGCCCUUGCUUCAGUAUUAAAACUUUACAGUGCUAUGGUGCUGUAACAGUAGGGUUUUUAUUUUAAUUUUUUUUAAUUUUUCAAAAAAAAAAAGCAAAAUGUAAAGAUUAAACUGUCCUUUUCAUAUCUCUGUGGAUAGUAAAAGUAAUGUUUUUAUUUUUAUUUUCCUUUUUUAUUUUAUUUUGUAUUUUAUUUUUUUGUUUUGUUUUUGUUUUUUUUCUUUUUUAAUUUAUUGUACCAAAGAUGGUAUUGAGGUUUCACUUUGAAGAGGAAAAAAAAAAUUAAGAAAACUCAGACAUGUAAAAUGAUUGUCUUUUUAAAUGUUUCCUUUCUUCUGUUCUUGCGUGUUUAAUUGGGCUUACAAUUCUGAAUCAUGUGUAGUUGCUGUUGGACUCCAAGGCCUUUCACAUUCAUGUUUGUUUCAAGUAUUGUGGGUGAUUUGGAGGAUCCUAAAAAAAUAAAGGACUAGCCAGCUACGUAUCAAGCGGUCGGUCUGAUUGUGUCGCCAAACUCUUAUGAGCAUCUGUGACAGCAACGCGUUGCCCCAGCUUGUAUAGUUUGUAAAAUUUGAAUUGCUUUUUUCUUUUUUUUUUUUUAACAGGAUGGAAAUGUGUUUUUGUAAAUGUACAAAUCUUUGAUUCCAUCUCUGAUGGUAGCAAAUACUUUAAGUAAAAAGUGCAGCUAUACUAUGGACAGUCAAAUAUUUACUUGUUCUUAACAGUAGCCUUUACUGACCUUUGUAGCUACAGAUACUGUGGAGAAAUUCAGUGUUAAAAUUUUAAAGCAGUGCCGCAAUCGUUUCAUUUCAACUGCUCAGCUGACUCGGUUUCCCUCCCAGCAGUGACUUUGCAUCCCUCCUGCCUUUUUGAAUCUAACAUAAAUGCAUUUGCACAGCAAAGAGGUGGGAGCAGAGUCCCAGACCUUGCUUGAACCACUUCAAUGCUUCGCUUUGAGGAUAUAUUGAGCUACAUAUCCUCUAGCUACAGAGGUCAAUGAAGAAUUAUUUAAAAAAUGUACUGUUGAGUAUGACGAUAUUUGGAAGUCUAUAGCAUCGCCCCAUUUAUACUUUUAAAGGCUUAGUCCACCAAAAACUAAUAUUUUAGGGAUGGGUGGGUGCCAGUGGGUCAGAUCACCCCUCUGUAUUUAUGCCUUAAGACACCAGAGCUUGUCCCUGAGUUUGUUCCUCAAGCUCCAUGAUAUCUCCUUCAAAUCAACAGUGUGAUUAAAACUGGUCCAAAAAACCCCCACACAACCAACCAGGGAAUUUAACGUAGGGACAGUUGGGCAGUACUAAAAUGUAUGAACUUUAAGAUGGGACACCUGGGUGAUUUAACUCCAUGGCAUCAAUUCAAAACUAAAUUUUAGUGUUUAGGUGGAUGUAAUGGCACAGGGUAUUCUUCACUGCAUGACCAAAGACCACUGGACCUCUUUCAUGACUCCGGUCUUUUUGACAAAUGUGCCUUGACAGGCCAAGUUCUUGGAACUCACAAAAUUUUACAUCUGACCCCUCUAUCCCUUCAGCCUCUCUAGCGGGGGUCAUCUUUGCAUCUUUUUGUUGUAAGCGCCGCAGUCUGUCACGGUAGAGAAGUAGUGAUAUUUGGUUGUGCAGUUACCUGUUAAAAAAAACGAUCUGUGACAUCAAAGUUAAAGUGUACCCGUUGCUUAUAAUCCCGUGGAGACAGUUUUGGGCUUGACCACAAAAGAUUGCCCAUCUCCCCCAUCUGGGCAAAAAACAUUGGCCUAUUAAGAAGUGUGCUUUGUUUCCUUUUUUUCUGGGGUCUUGGUGCUUUUCGAAGUCACAUUUUAUGUAAUUUGGUAGCAACUUUAAAGUCCCUGCUACUCACUGCAGUGAAUUUCCUGAGGUCUGUACAGAUGUGUCCUCCUAGGCACCUACAGAUCGUCCCUGAGUCUCUCUAGGCCUCUAUUAUUUACUCCCUAAGCCCAAUAGCGAAGUUCUUUUUAGGCACAUAGAAAUGCCCUCUACCUAGGCUUGUACUGCUGUCUCCCCCCCAGGCCCAUAGAGUUGUUCCUAGGCACAAAGAAAUGCCCUCUGUCUAGGCCUGAACACCUGUCUGACACCCCCCCCAGGCCCAUAGAGAUGUUCUGAGGCCCAUAGAGAUGUUCUGAGGCCCAUAGAGAUGUUCUGAGGCCCAUAGAGAUGUUCUGAGGCCCAUAGAGAUGUUCUGAGGCCCAUACCUGUACACUUGUCUCCUCCCUAGGUCCAUAGAGAUAAUCUUCCUAAGCACAUAGAAAUGCCCUCUGCCCCAUACACGUGUCUCCCCCCUAGGCCCAUAGAGUUGUUCCUAGGCACAAAGAAAUGCCCUCUGUCUAGGCCUGUACACCUGUCUGACACCCCCCACCCCAGGCCCAUAGAGAUGUACUGAGGCCAGGCCUGUACAUUUGUCUCCUCCCUAGGUCCAUAGAGAUGAUCUUCCUAGGCACGUAGAAAUGCCCUCUGCCCCAUACACGUUUCUCCCCCCUAGGUCCAUAGAGAUGAUCUUCCUAGGCACGUAGAAAUGCCCUCUGCCCCAUACAAGUUUCUCCCCCCUAGGUCCAUAGAGAUGAUCUUCCUAGGCAUGUAGAAAUGCCCUCUGCCCCAUACACGUGUCUCCCCCCUAGGUCCAUACAGAUGAUCUUCCUAGGCACGGAGAAAUGCCCUCUGCCCCAUACGCUUGGGUGUGGGGGGGGGGGGUCAAUCUUCUCGUCUAGGCAAGCAGAACGCAUGUGGGAGCUUGUACCUUUUCACAGUUCCAGCACAUGGCGAGGAGAGCAAUCGGAACUUCUCUUUUCAGGUGGUCUACUUUAAGGAACCUCUAAUUUUGGGCAUUUUUUAAUGAAAGCACGUUAUAAUCAGCAGUGAUGUUGGUAUAAGUAAUUUUUAAUGUAUUUAUAUCAUAUGUAUUCGACCCAAAGUGAGUUAUUGGUUUUAUUCCUAUAUCAAGUGACUAAAAAAAAUGUCACAUCUAGUUACUAGAUGUGUGUAAAUCUAGUGACUCGAGCCAUGUUUUAUUUAUGUAGAAUGUGACAGGAUGGUUUAAAACCUUAUAGCUUAAAAAAGGGGUUAUACUUGACACAUUGUCUCUCCCGUUUUUAAGUGACAGGUACACUUUAACCCAAUUAUGUGUUAAUUAUAAAAAAGGUCUCCUUAAGGGCAUUUCCAAACCACUUGUGCCAGACCUCAAAGGACUCUUAUGUAUCGUCUGGUGUAUGCUGUUUUUUCUUUUUUUCUUUUUUCUCUGCUUUUGUAUCGGAGUUGAAUCAUGUUAAUGUACAUUCUAGUAAAGGCAGUUUUCUUAAAGCCUCCAAUUUUAACUAUUUAACAGAGUGACAUUUUCUGGGCUUUAAGGCUUGUGUGUUUGUUCCAUAUCGAUUGUGCUUUCCACCUCCUGGACUGGCCUGAAGAGCAGUCAACUACGCAACUGGUUUUAUCUACAGGGUCUUUUCGGAUUGUAAAAAAAAAAAAAAGAAAUCGGUUGAACCCA
Messenger RNA from Rana temporaria (common frog), 7197 nucleotides. Its product is annotated as dual specificity tyrosine-phosphorylation-regulated kinase 1B-like. Gene Ontology annotation, molecular function: protein serine/threonine kinase activity; ATP binding; transcription coactivator activity. Lineage: Eukaryota; Metazoa; Chordata; Amphibia; Anura; Ranidae. Gene Ontology annotation, biological process: protein autophosphorylation; peptidyl-threonine phosphorylation; positive regulation of DNA-templated transcription. The transcript is spliced from 12 exons. Gene Ontology annotation, cellular component: nucleus. Bases 440 to 2581 code for a protein of 713 amino acids. The record is from RefSeq and is a predicted model, not a curated record.